This is a messenger RNA of Staurois parvus, 374 nucleotides long. The record is from the annotation of a GenBank genome assembly. Lineage: Eukaryota; Metazoa; Chordata; Amphibia; Anura; Ranidae.
GAUCAGAGACUGUAGACAGAACAGAGGAUGACCAGAGAACUGCGAACACAGCAUAGGGGAUGACCAGAGAUUGCGGACACAGUACAGGAGAUGACCAGAGACUGCGGACAUAGUACAGGAGAUGACCAGAGACUGUGGACACAGUACAGGAGAUGACCAGAGACUGCGGACAGUACAGGGGAUGACCAGAGACUGCGAACACAGUACAGGGGAUGACCAGAGACUGCGGACACAGCACAGGAGAUGGCCAGAGACUGCGGACAUAGUACAGGAGAUGACCAGAGACUGCAGACAGUACAGGGGAUGACCAAGAGACUGCGGACAGUACAGGAGAUGACCAGAGACUGCGGACAUAGUACAGGAGAUGACCAGAG